Messenger RNA from Cydia fagiglandana, 869 nucleotides. Its product is annotated as sodium/potassium-transporting ATPase subunit beta-2-like. NCBI's taxonomy places the organism in Eukaryota, Metazoa, Arthropoda, Insecta, Lepidoptera, Tortricidae. Bases 24 to 854 code for a protein of 276 amino acids. Gene Ontology annotation, molecular function: ATPase activator activity. Gene Ontology annotation, cellular component: sodium:potassium-exchanging ATPase complex. The transcript is spliced from 7 exons. The record is from RefSeq and is a predicted model, not a curated record. Gene Ontology annotation, biological process: sodium ion export across plasma membrane; intracellular sodium ion homeostasis; intracellular potassium ion homeostasis.
CCGCGUCACGCGCGUCAUCCGCCAUGGGGCUCGAAAAGAGGACCAUCAAGAUCAUUGUCAUUGUUGUGGUCACCAUCGUCAUUUUCGGAGGCUUAUUGGGGCUCCUACUUGGUCUCUUGUUGUACCCGUAUUAUGUAGUGUUGGAGGUGUGGCCCCGCUCGGUGGAUGACUACAGAUGGGAUCAACCCCUCAUCGAGUUCCGACCUGCGGAUCCAGGCUCCUUCCAUCCUUGGAUCCAGCGUACCAAUGACUUCCUCAGAGUGUACGAAACCAUGGUCCCCGAGAGUCCGCCACGCGCGCCUUGCACCACUCGCGAGCGCAUGCAUACAAUGCCUCGCCCCCCGGACUGCGACCAGGCUAUGAGGAGAUGGGACCCGUGUACCAUCGACAUGGGAUACGGGUACCCUAUGGGUACCCCAUGUGUAUUCCUUCGACUGUCUCACGUGAACUACUGGACACCGCAUCCUUACAACUACUCAAUGAAUCUGCACAUCCCGCCUGAGAUGCCUAAGCACAUAAGAGAUGGAAUGGCUGCAGCUAAUGGCAUGGACUACAUCUGGGUAUCCUGUCAAGGAGAAUUUGGCGCAGACAAGGAAAACAUCGGUCCAAUCCACUACAUCACCGGUGGCCUGCCUCCAGGGUUCCCUCUGAGCCGUCUCCACACAGCUGACAGGAUACCGUAUGCCAGUAGACAUCUGCCAGAGAAGGAUCCUGGACCGCUGGUCGGCGUGUUCUUUAAGGAGCCUAGACGUGGCGUGGUGAUCAACGUCGAGUGCCGAAUCUGGGCGCGGGACAUCUACUACGACGGGACUGGACGCACUGGGCGAGCUCGCUUCGAAAUCUUCGUCGAGUAAAUGUUUGAAGAUGCC